Messenger RNA from Trichomycterus rosablanca, 2214 nucleotides. It is a transcript of the gene kirrel3a, whose product is annotated as kirre like nephrin family adhesion molecule 3a. The coding region runs from base 1 to 2214 and encodes 737 amino acids. NCBI's taxonomy places the organism in Eukaryota, Metazoa, Chordata, Actinopteri, Siluriformes, Trichomycteridae. Gene Ontology annotation, cellular component: plasma membrane; cell-cell junction. The record is from RefSeq and is a predicted model, not a curated record. Gene Ontology annotation, biological process: synapse assembly; cell-cell adhesion. The transcript has 15 exons. Gene Ontology annotation, molecular function: cell adhesion molecule binding.
AUGCAGUCAGGCCAACUGGAGAUUCUAAUAUCGUGUUUCCUGCCUUUUGCACAAUUAAUUGGACUCACCCUGACCCUGAGAUGGAGUGCAGUGUUUGUGCAGCAGCCACAUGACAUGGUGGUGGUAGCAGGGCAGCCUGUAACCUUACCCUGUACCAUCACUGGUUAUCAUGGCAUGGUGUUGUGGGUCAAAGACGGCCUGGCUCUCGGAGUCAAUCGUGACAUGUCAGGCUAUCCACGCUACGAUGUAGUGGGUGACCACAGCAAAGGCGAAUACCAUCUUCUGAUCCAGAGGGUUGAUCUAGCUGACGAUGGAAGCUUUGAAUGUCAGGGCAUCCAGGCUGGCAUCAGGUCACGACCUGCUCGGCUCACUGUUCUGGUUCCUCCGGAUGACCCCGUUAUUGUCGGAGCACCCGUGGUGAGUCUGAGGGCAGGUAACCCGCUCAACCUGACGUGCCACGCCGACAACGCCAAGCCAGCAGCCUCUAUCAUCUGGAUCCGUAACGGAGAGGUGCUCAACGGUGCCAUGUACUCCAAGACUCUUUUGCGCGAUGGGCACAAGGAAAGCACCGUCAGCACCCUGUACGUCUCAGCGUCCAACAUCGAGACUGGACAGCACAUCACCUGCCGAGCCUCCAACAAAGCGGCACCCAACGGCAAAGAGGCCACCGUCACCAUCGACAUCCAGCAUCUCCCGGUGGUAAAUCUGUCGGUGGAACCACAGCCGGUUCUGGAAGGAAAUCUGGUCAAGUUCCAUUGCUCAGCCAAAGCCAAUCCACCUGUCACCCAGUACAGGUGGGCGAAAGGUGGCACGUUGAUCCGAGACGUGGUGGGAGAGAUGUAUGAAGUAACAGUGGAUCAUACGUUCUUUACCGAAUCCGUCUCCUGUGAGGUCACCAACGCUCUGGGCAGCACCAACAUCAGCCGCAAUGUCGACGUCUACUUCGGACCUCGUCUUGCAACGGAACCUCAGUCUCUGCAGGUGGAUUUGGGUUCGGAUGCUGUUUUAAAAUGUGCAUGGAUGGGAAACCCCUCUCUCACCAUCGUGUGGAUGAAACGGGGCCAUGGUGUGGUACUUAGCAACGAGAACACUUUGACCCUGAAGGCAGUGAAACAGGAAGACGCUGGGAAAUACGUUUGCCGGGCUGUGGUUCCUCGAGUCGGAGUCGGGGAGAAAAUCGUGACUCUUACUGUAAACGGUCCUCCCACGAUCUCGAGCACCCAGACUCAGCAGGCUCUGUAUGGAGAAAAAGGCCAGAUCAAGUGUUUCAUCCGUAGCACCCCUCCUCCAGAUCGUAUUGCGUGGUCCUGGAAGGAGACGGUGCUGGAAUCGGGAACAUCGGGCAGGUACACGGUGGAGACGGUGAGUACGGAGGAGGGCGUGAUUUCCACCCUGACCAUGAGCAACAUCGUCCUCGCCGACUUCCAAACCAUCUACAACUGCACGGCCUGGAACAGUUUCGGCUCCGACACCGAGAUCAUUCGCCUCAAGGAACAAGGGUCCCUCCGCCUGGCAGUCAUCAUCGGGGUGGCGGUGGGAGCGUUCCUGGCGCUCAUCGUGCUCAUGGGGACCCUCGGGGCUUUCUGCUGCGCCCGUCUGCAGAGGAGUCUCAAGGGGGUCGUCUCAACCAAAAAUGACAUCCGGGUGGAAAUCGUCCACAAGGACCACAAUGCCGCCAGGGAGUCAGAGGAGCACUCGGGGGUCAAGCAGAUGGCAAUGGAGCGAGGUGAGUUUCAGCAGGAAUCAGUGCUGAAGCAACUGGAGGUUCUUCAGGAGGAGGAGGAGGAGUUCCAGCACAUUAAGGAUCCGACCAAUGGCUACUACAGCGUCAACACCUUCAAAGAGCACAACACCACCACUAAUCCUGAAGCACGUAACACAGCUGGCUCUGCAACCCUGGGGAAGCAUCGUGUACCCACUGGUAUGUCCUUCACCAACAUUUACUCGACUCUUGGUGCUGCACCGAACCACCGGCUGUACGACUACAGUGGCCGUUUCGUCCUGGCCAUGGGCUCCAGCUCCAUCGAGCUGUGCGAGCGUGAGCUCAGCGACUCCGGAUCUCUCCAGGACACUACAUGUGAUAGCAGCACCAGCAGCUACUUUGACAAGGCUAGCAAAAACUCUGCAUCGUCCUCAACACAUCACUCACAGUCGUCCUCGCAGAACUCGGACCUGACCCGACCCCUGCAAAAGCGCAUGCUUACCCACGUUUAA